AUGCAGUAUCUCUACCGUCGGCUGCGAGACCAGUACAAAGUCCGUUUCGUCCGAAGAAACAUUGAAAACAUUCAAAUGGCGUUUAUGAGCCAAGAUACGAAAGUGGUUUUCAAUUGCACCGGUAACGCGGCGAAGACGCUCGCAGGCGUUGAGGAUAGCAAUUGUUACCCAACCCGCGGCCAAGUUCUCCUCGUCCGGGCGCCGCAUGUCCACUCCAAUGUCAUGCGCCACGGCAAAGACUACGAGACAUAUGUGAUCCCUAGGCCAGGAUCUAAUGGCAAUGUGAUUUUAGGAGGCUAUAUGCAGAAGGGAAAUGGCGACACUGCUACAUAUCCACACGAGACCGAGUCCAUUCUUGAACGAACAAAAGGUAUCAGCUCGGAGCUGCGCCGGGCUGAGCCGGAGAUACUGGGCGCAGUCGCUGGUCUCAGGCCGUCCCGCCAGGGCGGUACCAGGGUAGAGCGCGAAGAUGUCACCGUCGCGGGAAAGAAGCGGGCGCUGGUUCACAACUACGGCGCCGGAGGUACUGGCUUCCAGGCUGGCUAUGGUAUGGCGCUCAGUGCUGUCGAGUGUGUUGAGGACAUCCUCAGAACAGUUCGUGACGACGCUGUCCGAGCUCGCCUUUGA
Messenger RNA from Thyridium curvatum, 627 nucleotides. RefSeq lists its product as uncharacterized. NCBI's taxonomy places the organism in Eukaryota, Fungi, Ascomycota, Sordariomycetes, Thyridiales, Thyridiaceae. Gene Ontology annotation, molecular function: FAD binding; D-amino-acid oxidase activity. The record is from RefSeq and is a predicted model, not a curated record. The transcript is spliced from 2 exons. The coding region runs from base 1 to 627 and encodes 208 amino acids.